AAAUCAUAAACUAAUGCUACGGGAAGAUGCGUUUACCCCUGUCAUACUGUUUUGGUAAAGUCCACUGUCUUCUACGAAUAGGGUAAUCUGUAUGAUUUUUUCCGCAUUGUGGGGCUCAGCGGCCUCCGCUUGGGUAGCAACCAUAUAAACCAACUAAGUAGGGGGGUUUUAUUUAAGCGGAAAACUUGUUUUUUCACCUUCGCUAUUUAUGGACUUGUAACCCUCAGACUUCAGGCUAAGGGGCCAUAUGAGGACACCCGCGGGAUUAUUUAUUUUAUUCCAUAGGAAGGCGGUCGCUUCGUAGGCCACACCCUCACAAUCCCCCCUCCCUUGUCGGAUUGGUUUGUGCCGUGCCUGGGCUCAUUGUUGCUUGGCGCCGGGUCUAAGAUGGCGCUGCGGAGCCGCCGAGUGUGAGUGAAGGGGACACCCGGGGACCGGCAGGGCGGAGAAAAGGGCGAUAGAUUCCAAGAAUUAGAGAGAACGUCCUCUUUAUUCACCAGCACCGCCGGCGGAGUUGGAUUAGUAUGCUCUCGGGACAUGGGCGAGAAGCUGGAACUAAGGCUGAAGUCCCCAGUGGGAGCCGAGCCUGCCGUCUACCCUUGGCCGCUGCCUGUUUACGAUAAACACCAUGAUGCUGCACAUGAAAUUAUUGAAACCAUCAGAUGGGUCUGUGAAGAAAUUCCAGAUCUCAAGCUUGCAAUGGAAAACUAUGUUCUGAUAGACUAUGACACAAAGUGCUUUGAGAGCAUGCAGCGGCUGUGUGAGAAGUAUAACAGAGCCAUUGACAGCAUCCAUCAGCUGUGGAAAGGCACCACUCAUCCUAUGAAGUUGAAAACUCGCCCUUCUACUGGUCUCCUUCGCCACAUUUUGCAGCAGGUCUACAACCACUCUGUAACAGACCCUGAAAAACUCAACAAUUAUGAGCCGUUUUCUCCUGAGGUCUAUGGAGAAACCUCCUUUGAUUUGGUUGCCCAGAUGAUUGAUGAAAUUAAGAUGACUGAGGAUGAUCUCUUUGUGGACCUGGGAAGUGGUGUCGGGCAGGUUGUUCUGCAGGUUGCUGCAGCAACAGGUUGCAAGCAUCAUUAUGGUGUAGAGAAAGCGGAUAUCCCAGCCAAGUAUGCAGAGACAAUGGACACUGAGUUCAGGAAAUGGAUGAAGUGGUAUGGAAAGAAGCAUUCAGAGUACACACUGGAGCGUGGAGACUUCCUCUCAGAGGAGUGGAGGGAAAGAAUAGCUAACACAAGUGUUAUUUUUGUGAAUAAUUUUGCCUUUGGUCCUGAGGUUGACCACCAGCUAAAGGAGAGAUUCGCCAACAUGAAGGAAGGUGGCAGAAUCGUAUCCUCCAAACCAUUUGCACCUCUGAAUUUCAGAAUAAAUAGCCGAAACUUGAGUGAUAUUGGCACUAUUAUGAGAGUUGUGGAGUUAUCACCUCUUAAAGGAUCUGUAUCUUGGACUGGGAAGCCUGUUUCUUAUUACCUGCACACUAUAGACCGGACCUUACUUGAAAAUUAUUUUUCUAGUUUGAAAAAUCCAAAACUCAGGGAGGAACAGGAAGCAGCAAGACGCAGACAACAGAGAGAAGGGAAGAGCAAUACCACAACUCCUACAAAAGUUCAUGAGACAAAGGACUCUGCUGCAGAGGAAGAAAAGUCUGCCCCAGUGAAAAAGGCUUCUCCAGCCAAAGCCCGAAGAAAGCUCAGCAAAAAGGGCAGAAAAAUGGCAGGUCGCAAGCGGGGACGUCCAAAAAAGUUGCUUACCACAACAGCUGACCGCAAGUCCUCUAAAUCACAGACUGCACUGGAAACCCUCCAUCCACAAAAUGUCCUUGUUCCUCAGUCUCCAACAAAAUCACCCCCUCAGGAUUCAUACAAAACACCUCAUAGUCCCUAUUAUCAGCUACCUCCAAAAGUGCAACGUCAGCCUUCCAAUCAGCUUCUGUCAUCUCCUACCCCUCCAGCCCUACAGAAAUUGCUCGAUUCAUUUAGGAUCCAGUAUUUGCAACUUAUGUCUUACAUGAAAACACCCCAUUACAAGGCUGGUCUGCAGCAACUGCUGGAACAGGAAAAGGAAAAGAAUUCCCACCUUCUUGGUGCUGCUCAGCAGCUGCUCACCCACUGUCAGGCUCAGAAAGAAGAAAUAAAGAAACUUUUUCAGCAGAAACUGGAUGAGCUGGGUGUUAAGGCCCUCACUUACAGUGACCUCAUUCAAGCGCAGAAAGAGAUUUUUGCUCACAACCAGCAGCUGAAAGAGCAAAGUCGACAGUUAGAGGAAGAGAAUGGAGCAUUAAGAAACCACAGCUUGCAGCUGCUGAAGGCACGUUGUGAAGAAUUAAAGCUGGACUGGAAUACACUGUCUUUGGAAAAUCUCAUGAAGGAGAAGUUGGCCCUAAAAAAUCAGAUAUCCGAAAAGCAGAAGCACUGUUUGGAGCUACAAAUCAGCAUUGUGGAACUAGAAAAGUUUCAGAGACAACAAGAGCUGCUCCAGCUCAAGUCUUCCACCUUGCCAGAGGAACCACCACCCAGCCAUAAUCGAACCAAAGGUAGCCUUGGCAACCACUUCCACGCUGAACAGUCUUCAGUGCGCAUGAUGCCUCCUCCAUCUUCUCACACAAAUGGUCUAAGCCCUGAGCGGUCCUUGAAUGGUCAUGCUUCUCAUUAUGAGCUGUACCAUUCCUGUCGAGGAGGAAGCAGGCCCUGCUCCAAGGAAAGUACACCAUCUCACUCAGAGCAUGCCGACAUUGUGCCCAGUACCCAAACCCAUGCAGCCAAGCACAAAGGAGAGAAAAUAUCUGGCCCAACCCAACCAGACUACACGCGCUACUCCCCUGCCAAAAUUGCAAUGAGACGGCACCUGAACCAGGAACCCUUACCCAAUGGUAGAAGCACUGAAAUAAAUCAUAGGUGUAAUGUUACAAAAGACCACAGCUUCCCAUCCAUAAGCCCUGGAAUUCCAAAUGGUGUCCAAUUUAGCCCUCAGGAAUCAAAUCCUUCUUCCCCUGAGUUAACUCAUACACCAGGGGAGAGAGGACCUGAAAAGAUGUUUCGAGAGCGAAAUUCCCCUUCUAAUCCAGAAACCAUCACCAGUCUGCCUAUUAGUAUUCCCCUGAGCACAGUCCAGCCUAACAAGCUGCCAGUCAGUAUUCCACUGGCCAGUGUAGUCCUGCCAAGUCGUGUGGAAAAGAGAAACAGCCCCAGUCCCGGAUGUCACAGCAGAGAUGGCUCACUUUCAGAGAAUCAAUAUGGUGCUACUUCUAAUAGCCUCAGUUAUGCUGCUGUCUCAAAACCAUUGGCUACCUCAGGUUUCUUCUAUCCAACCUGGUCUUCAUCUCUAAAUGGACCAGUUUUGAAUAGCCAUGGGUCAGAGACGGAUGGAAUGGAUGACUCAUCAAAUUCUGGCACAUUGUCUAAUUCAGGAGGAUCACGGAGCUCCACCCCUUCCCACAGUCACCUGAUCUCUCAGCGCUCCCCUGCCCAACAUUCCACAUCUGCUAGUCCUUGCACAUUUCCAGAUCCAAGCAAAGGUUCUGGUGAAGGGGAUAUUGACACAAGUGAUGCUGAAAUGGAAGCAAAGCGUCGGAUUAUCUUCACCAUUACCAGUGGAAGCUCCAACGGCAGGUCACCAUCAAACAAACACAGCCCUUUGACUGCCACAAUCCGCAUGGAGUGUGGCACAGGGCAGGAUGCCAAAAGGAGAAGUGGUAGACGAAAAAGAUCCUCUGCUGGCAGUCACAAUUCAGCUGUAUCACCCAAACGCAGAUCUCUUCCCACAUCUGUUGGUCUAAACAGUUAUACUUCAGGAUCUCCACUGAAUAUCAGCUCAAUGGUGAGUAACAUUAACCAGCCCUUGGAGAUUACUGCAAUCUCUUCCCCUGAAGCCUCUAUGAAGAGUUCCCCUGCUUCCUAUCAGGAUCAUGAGUUGCCCCCAGUUUUAAAAAAGGAAAAACCCCUUUCUUUAUCUAAUGGCGUUCAUUAUUCACCCUUAACAACAGAGGAUGAGGCUGAGUCUGAGGAAGACACCCAGAGUACAAGAACGGAGCGAAAGAGUUCCAGCCUGUGCUUUGAAAGCAAAGACUCCCCCCAGAGAAGUGAAGGGGAAAGAGGUCUCCCAUACUCUAGCAAGAAGUCUUCAUGUGAGAGUGUAAAAUGGAAAGCAACAUUCUCUCCAAUUUCUGAUGCAACUCCGGGUCGUGCCUCUGACAGCCCUUCCUCACCUCACCGUCAGAACACACAUUAUUCAUCUGGAGAGGGAGGCCGCAGAGGAUCAGGGGGAUUGAGUCCUGGCUCUGCAAAUGGCCACAGUGACCAUCCUAGGGUAGAAGGGGGCAAAGGAGAGUGCAACCUUUUCUUAAGUAAAAAGAUGUCUUCUGAAGGUAGCAAAAGAGAAGACAGGGGUCCUACAGCAAAACUGGAUCGUUCCAGCAGUAAAGUCCCUCGAAGCCGUGAAAGGGAUGGGAACACUGUGUUCAUGACACAAGGAACUGGUGCUCUCAUGAAUGGCAAGGGACCUGGCUCAAAUCCUUUACACCCACACCAUCAUUUUUUGAACAGCUUGGCAGCUGGCUCUCAGCUUGCCUUGCAAGGUGGGCUUAACUCUGUUGCUAGCAAUUCUGUUCUGCAGUCCAUCUUCAGCUCCAUCCCUGUACAUGUGACUGGGCCAGCUGGACGAUUGUCUAACUCUCACAGCAUGUCUGGUUUCACAGCUCCUGGAGGUACUGUAGGAGGUAUUUGAAAUGUCUACCUCACUUCAAAUCACCUAUGCAAAGGCAGCCCUGCUAAGUUUGGUCUUUUCAAUUUACAUCACCUUUGACCAUAUGGUGCUCAACAUAAAUUUUUGUAGAUGGGAAGGGAGUUAUCUUCCAAAACCCACCAUCGUAGCGACCACUGGUUAAACCUACAAUCUCUGUAUCUGUCUCUGCCGCGGAAAGACUCGCCAAGGUUCCACUGUGAAUUUUUUUAAAAAGCGGCAAAUGAGGAAAUCUCGUAAUUUUUUUUUUAUUUAUAAAAAUUUUGUUUGUUGAAAUUUUUUUUUUGUAUUUUCCCCCUUUCUUUCUCUUGCAUUUUUUUUUUGUGGGAAUAUAAUUUUUUUUUUUCUUAAAUGGAGGACGCAGCUCUACGGACGAGCGGAAAAGUAAAGACAGCUUGUGGAUUUUGGGUUUAUAUGGGUGAUUGGGCAGGUUUUGGGGUCCCAUCACCCCCCAAAGCAGAUUCAACUGGUGCUACGCAUACAAGAUUGUGCCUCUCUAAACUGGUGCUGUUAAGUUGCGGUGCUCUUUGAAUAGUACACACUGGGACUCUGGAUCCAUUGUGUCAAGAAUAUAUAUGCUUAAUUUAUUAAUGACUCCUGACCCUAUAAUAACCAAAGUACAUUUUGUUCUGUUAUGAGACUGACCGUUUUCUGUUCGCUCGGGGAAUUGACCUCCUCCUUUUUUUUUUUUUGUGUGUGUGUUUUAAAGUAUUUUUUUUUUCAUGAGAUGAAAUGGCAGCUAAUUGUGUGACUUUGUGGAACAGCAGGGAUGGUUCUGCCAUAGAACUUUGUGGCAGGUUAUUAAGGCACAGUGAUGAAAAAAAACUGGGACAUAGUUUUAGUUCAUUAAUAUGUGGCCCCCACCCAGCACAGUUGCGCUGAACUUUACAGUUUGAUUUCUUAAACCUCUUAACUACUUGAUUCCUUCUAAUAUAUAAUUUAAUCUGUAUAAUGCACACAAGCAUAUGUAUGUGUGUAGCUGGUGCACUUGUGCGUGUAUAGGAUAUUUGUGUAUAGGUACAUAUAUUUAUAUGUAUAUAAGAAAUCUCACAAACGCAUAUCUAUAUAUACUUUGCUAUCUUAUGCAUAGAAAUCCAUCCCCUACAAUAUUCAGUUUCCAAGAAAACCUUAAAUAUGAACACACAGCCCUCAAGCAGGAUGAGCCAUGCAGACCUUGUUUCUGUUUGAGCAAGGUCAUUUAGGUCUCUGGUGCAAACCAAUGAUGUAUUCACUGGCAGAAAAGCUAUCUUGGAACAGAAGAGCUAAAGUUUUUAUGCUCAUGUUCUGUUAUAGCAAUUCAGUAUUUUCCCCUGAAACAGAGUAGUCAUGGGCUUCAUCCCUAUAGAUGAAGCCCUAAGCUUUAAACUAGCGUUACUUCUAAACACAUUUAGGGUUUCUUGUAGUGCUAAAGAGCAACUCUAUCCUAGUUUUUCCUGUAGAAUAUCUAUUCUGUCAUAGCUUUAUCAACUCUUUCCGUACAGGCCAUGAGGAAGCCCAGUUACUAUAGAGACUUUUAGUUCUGGCAUUGUCUUACUGACCAUGUGACACUUUGAAUUUUUAUGGUGGGAUCACAACAGGAGAUCUGUGGGAGUAGAUAAAGCUUGUGAUCAGCUUGCCAGUGAAAUAGUGACUAAAUGGGUAGCCCUAAAUCAUCAUAGUCAGAAUUUAUUUAUAUAGUGCCAGCAAGUUAUGCAGCACUUUGCAUUAUUUAAAUAACAAACAAGGGUCAUACGAUAAUUUAACAAUGAAGGCUUAAAGAAUAGAAAUGGAGUGAGAAGGCCCUGCUCACAAGAGCUUACAAUCCAAAGUGUUCAUACACUGGCCCGGGCCACUAAUUAUUGUCUGAACAAUUGGGAUUGCAUUAAAUUGAAGAGGUGCUUCAGCUCUCAAAUAAGGUGCAACAGGAUCACAUGAUUAUGUCUUGAAACUGGCCCCUGUGGUGCCAUACAUGCCCAGACAGUUGUGUGGUAUAGUCCAAGCAACAGUGUCUUGGCCAGAUAUUAGAGGAGUACAUUCUGGUGAUUGUCAUAUAAGCCAUUGGGAGGAAAUUUUGUAGCAAGCUACAAAAAUUGUAGGCGCCAAAGAGAUCAAAAUUGCCUGUGUGCUUUUGUCUUAAAGCAGCAAACUGAACCAGUAAUAACUUCCUAGAAAAGUAGGAAAUAAAUUAGAAAAAUACAUUUAUUUCAGAUCCUAAUAUUUCUAUAUUAGACAAGUCAAUAGUGAAAAUAACCGAUGAAGAUAUAAUAGCUAUACAGGAACUGGUAUGGAGAUAUGAGAGUGCUUGCAAACUCUGCAUUGAAACCAUGGACACUGCAAGCCAUAAUCCAGUUGAAAUGAAGGUAUUUUCACUGGCCUUAAAUUGGCAUUUAAAGUCUUAUGCAUCAUACAGAUAUUUCUUAAUCCGUGCUAACAUCAGAUCCAAUUGGAGAGAUCAAAAUCUUGUUCCAGUAUACUUUAGUAUUGGUCCAGCCAAACUGAAUCUGUCCUCAUAGGUCUGACCAGUCUAGUUCCAUGUUUGUUAAGCUUGGGCCAACAUAUCAAGUUUUGAGAGCACCACAAACAAAUAAUUGUGGGGCAUUCAAAGCAUUAAAGUGUUAAAGGAAAUAAUUUAAUACUUAUUCUGGGCCACCCAACCCCAUUUGGGGGCUACUCCCAGCAUGCUGCGUAUAUAUAAAGCAGAAACUCAGUAGUCCCUGUAAGGUUUCAGCCCAGUAGUUUUCAGACUUUUGGGUUCACAACUUCCCUUUGAGGUCUAGCAUAUGGCCAUGCACCUUCUGAACUGAAAAUUGCGAAUAAAUAAUAAAAAGCAAUGCUAUAGUUCCAGGAAUGAUGCCAAAAGCCAAUAGCACCAUGCUUUGAAAAAAAAAAAUCCCUACUGUGAGCAAAACUGUACCUUAUUGCUAAUUUCCCUUCCACUAGCCAAGUUAUCUGCCAUAUAUAUUAUUGUUCUUAUGCUUCUUUAGCUGUAUCCUUUCAGAAGUCAAUUUGUUCCUGUAAGUUCCAUUCCAGAACUGUACUACUUAUAAUUUAGGCAAGACUAUUGUUAUAAUAAUUUAGGAUGUGUAUCUGCACCCAGCUUGACACUUCAGUAGAACUUACCAUAGCCCAUUCAGUGUAAGAAUUGCCACAAUCGUCAGAUACUUUUCAGCAUUCCAAGCGUGAUAUUUAUCCAGUGUACAUGUGGAGCUGGACUGCCUUAAUAACCUGCUUAGGACAACGGAACAAGCUUGCUCCCUGGCUUUGCAAGAGUGGUGUCAGUAGGAAAUAUAAAGGUGCUUGGCAGUUUGUAUAAUAGAAUUCAGUUUGAUCUAUUUUUCCUUUGUCUUCGCGAAAGUAAUAACAUUUGUAAUGAACAUCCCAGUAAAUUCCUUUAUUUAGUAAUUAUUUUGAUACUUGAUUGUUCGCUUUGUAAAAAGAAAAAAAAAGUGUUCCCUGUUUCUUUUGUCUCCCCAUACCUUCUGCAGUCACUUUUGUAAAUCUUAACUUUUGCAAACUUGUUUUUUUUUUUUUUUUUUUCCUGAUGUAAAUUUCUACUUUGAAAUUUCUCCUCAAUUACAGAAUUUCUGUUUUUUGUUUUUAGUGAGUCUAUCAAACUGCCUGUGUUUUUAACUUUUCUAGAGGGGUCUGUACAGAAAACCCGUUUAAAGAAAUCCGGCCUAAAUUUCAUACUAAUAUAUUGAUUGUGUAAAAACGGCGCUGGUAUACAUCAGUGAUACCUUUUUAAAAGGCCUGUGGCCGAAAGGCUGACAAAUGUCCUCUCGGAUUAGAGACUUGCAAUCCAAUCAAAUAUUUAUCUCAAAUAGCUAAAAUGUUUGAAUCUCUCAAACCCCCUUGUUAAUAUCAAUAAACUUUUUUUAUGAUCUGUAA
Messenger RNA from Xenopus tropicalis (tropical clawed frog), 8610 nucleotides. RefSeq names its product DOT1-like histone H3K79 methyltransferase (gene dot1l). Gene Ontology annotation, cellular component: chromosome, telomeric region; nucleus; cytoplasm. The record is from RefSeq and is a predicted model, not a curated record. Gene Ontology annotation, molecular function: histone H3K79 methyltransferase activity; histone H3K79 trimethyltransferase activity; histone H3 methyltransferase activity. Gene Ontology annotation, biological process: S-adenosylmethionine metabolic process; regulation of gene expression; chromatin remodeling. The transcript has 28 exons. NCBI's taxonomy places the organism in Eukaryota, Metazoa, Chordata, Amphibia, Anura, Pipidae. The coding region runs from base 538 to 4728 and encodes 1396 amino acids.